AUGCGAGAGGUAUUGCUUGGUGUUUUUGAUGGCUACAUGCCUCUGGAGAGGAAUAAACUUACUUCAGAAACGAAAAUAGGUGGUUCCCCGACAUAUCGACCUUCACUUUCUGAAUCUCAACUGAUGACAAUACGCGAGUGGACCACUUGUGGUGUAUGUGGGCGUCACAUGUUCCUCGUCCUCCAGGCCUUCAGCCCUUUGCCUCAAUCUUCUGCUGGACAUCACCGAAUGAUAUACGUGUUUUGUUGUAACUCUGAUGCAUGCUCUCGUCAGCCUUCAAGCAGUUGGUGCGCGUUCACUCUACAGGCGGAGAACAUGGAUGAAGAGGCGCUCGACGAUAUCCAGUCGGAGGAAGCUGCGCGCUCGGAUCCUGUUAUGGCAUCGGAGUUACCCCCCAGUACAUUUCCUCCGUGCUAUGUGGCUAUUGAUAGCGAACCAAGAAAAGAAAUUGUAGUCCCGACAGAUCUUGAAGCAGAGAUGAUCCGUGCAGCCCAAGAGAACGCUAAGAACCCGGAUAUAACCGAAAAUGACAUAAAGGAAUUGGAACAAACAAUUGAUCUAAAGGACAAACCUGCUGAUUACGAAUUUGAUAAAUUCCGGAGGAGGGUGGCGAGAGAGCCAAGUCAGGUUAUCCGUUAUUAUGAACGGUUCCCCACGGAAUCUUGUGGAGUUACCUUAGUGUCAGCAGUUGCGCCACCUCUCUUUAUGCGACCGAGUAGGGUUAAGGAAAUCAUCCGGAUACCACCGUGUAGAGAUUGUGGGGCCGCUCUAAUUCACGAACUGCAGAUAAUGCCAACUAGUGUGUACUAUCUUCGUGUUCGAGACUAUAUAGCUUCGGGGUCACCGUCGGGAGACGAAGGUGUCGAUUGGGGUACGGUAACGGUCUUCGUCUGUUCAAAGGAUUGCUCGAAAGACCGCUCUGGGUCAUCACUCCGAAAAGAAUUUGUUUUUGUCGAAAAAGCUCCCGAACAACAAGACGAACUCGAAAAUUUGGAGGGUCGAGUGGAUUUGCGCACCUUUAUGACAGGAAGGACGUAG
Messenger RNA from Trypanosoma brucei brucei TREU927, 1038 nucleotides. RefSeq lists its product as hypothetical. The transcript has a single exon. Bases 1 to 1038 code for a protein of 345 amino acids. Gene Ontology annotation, cellular component: cytoplasm. The record is from RefSeq and is a predicted model, not a curated record. Lineage: Eukaryota; Euglenozoa; Kinetoplastea; Trypanosomatida; Trypanosomatidae.